This is a messenger RNA of Mangifera indica (mango), 918 nucleotides long. RefSeq names its product TLC domain-containing protein At5g14285-like. The record is from RefSeq and is a predicted model, not a curated record. Gene Ontology annotation, cellular component: membrane. The transcript has a single exon. The coding region runs from base 130 to 852 and encodes 240 amino acids. NCBI's taxonomy places the organism in Eukaryota, Viridiplantae, Streptophyta, Magnoliopsida, Sapindales, Anacardiaceae.
AUAAUAUUUAUAUUUGUAUGGACAGAAUCGGGAUCCUGUUAUGGUUGUAGUUUCCUCCUAGAGCAUCAAUUUUCCCAAUAAUUUCACCCUUCUUAUAAUCCUUCAUAUCUUUUUUGUGAUUUCAAUUCAAUGGAAACCCGAAUCUUCCUUUUCUUACUACUCUUCUUCACCCUUUACCUUUUCGCUUACUUUCGUGUUUUCCGUAACUGGGUCACCAAUGUCCGACCCGAAGCUUCCAGUUGCUUCAUCUCGUUCUUCCAUGGCACUCCCGCUGUUAUUUUAGCCUCCAUCGCUAUACACGGCGACAAAUCCCGGGGUUUCUCCUCUCCCAAUACCAAAACUCAGAAUCUAGUUCUGGAUUUUAGCAUUGCCUAUUUCAUCACCGAUCUCCUUCACUACCUUGUCUUCUUCCCUCACGAUGUUCUCUUCAUAGGCCACCACUUGGCUACUCUCUUCGUGUUUGUAACCUGCAGGUACUUGGUGGCUCACGGCGCCUUUGCUAUUCUUGGGCUGUUAAUACUGGCGGAGGUCACCAGCGCGUGCCAGAACACAUGGACCUUGGCUAGCGCCAGACGGCAUGACGUGGAGUUGGCGGGUAAAGUUUACCGUGCAUUAUCGCCGCCGUUUUACGCGUUUUAUAGUGUGGCUAGAGGGGUUUUUGGGCCGUUGUUUGUUUAUGAAAUGUGUGUGUCGUUUAUGAGUGGGGCGGCUGAUAAUGCAAUUCCUAAAUGGGUUUGGAUUUCUUGGAUGGUUGUGAUUGUUUCAGCUAUUUCUGUUAGUAUUUUGUGGAUUUCGAGACUGUGGGUUCAAUUGUAUAGAGAAAGGAGAGCUUUGGAUAAGAAAAUUUCAUAGAUAUAUUCAACUUUUAUUUAUUACAUAUAAAUAUAAAGGAAAACAAUAUUAUUUAUUUUGCUUUUA